AGUCAUGCCGGAAUGGGCCGGCGGCCCCUUCGGGAUCCCGGGGUAAAAAGAAACUCGCUGCUGGGAGCUGGGCAGUCGCCAGCAUAAGUUGGUGAGCAUAGCCGUGCCGUCAGAGUUCGGCUUGGCACAAGACCAUGCUCCGCCGCGACCAGCCGAACUUGGAAGCAAGAUUGAUCAAUGGGGCCAACGAGGACUCCUGAACCGAGAGAGAAGAAUAUUGUAAUCCUGCCGUGGCUGCUAGGAGCUCAAAUGUUAGCGACACACAACGCGUGCGGGUGGCUGUGGCGAAUGAAACCAAGCUUAAAGGAGUCGUGCUGCUGGCUUUCGGGUUGGGAUGCCUGCGCCGGCCUCGCGGGUCGUGUGCCGCGAAGGUUUAGUGCUAGAAGGCACUUACGAGGAAUUAGCACGUUGUCUCAGGGGAAGCCGUUAGCGCCCAAGAACAGGGCCCUGGAGCACAUUGUACUAGAGAAUGUUCGGGGGCCGACCGCCACGGCUGAGAGACUAAGAGAAGACCUGCACGGAUGUGCUGAUCUAGUUGCGGUUUAUGAGAUGAUCUACUCUCUGCGGCUGAGGAUUGAAAGGGGCUCGGAAGGCUCUCUUGAGAGAGUGGUCGACGAGAUCUGGCGCGGCACAGUUUGGUGACACGGCGGGAGGCAGGGUUUUCGAGGGCGUUUGUCUUUUGGGUGGUCUUGUGUGGUUUUGUGUGUCGUUUGUGGCUGGCAGCAGUU
This is a messenger RNA of Microdochium trichocladiopsis, 728 nucleotides long. RefSeq lists its product as uncharacterized. The record is from RefSeq and is a predicted model, not a curated record. NCBI's taxonomy places the organism in Eukaryota, Fungi, Ascomycota, Sordariomycetes, Xylariales, Microdochiaceae. The transcript has a single exon. Bases 178 to 642 code for a protein of 154 amino acids.